AAUGAAGAAGUUUUUCGAAGACAUUAAAAAGGAUAUAAAAUUUAAAUCAGCGGGACCAGGAAAGAAACUCACUGACGACGGCAGCCAGUUCUUAAGAAAAGUGCGUGAUACAGUGGAAAUGUUGUGCUUCCUCACAUCACAAGUUGAUGCACUGAGUCUGGGGCAAAUACUAUUUCAUCAAAAUGGUUAAAAACACUAAGGCUCCAGCAGUGCAGACGGUUAACCAGGCCAAGCCUCGUAGUGUCCCCAGUGAGAGCACACAGAGAGCUGGAGCUGCUGCCCUGGCCAGGAUCGAGCAGCAGCACAAACCCAGACUACAGCCAUCGCAAGAUGCCAUCAGAAACCAGGUGAAGAGGGAGCUUGAGGCAGAGGCUGCAGCCAUAGCAGUGGAACAUAAAAGCGCAGAUGUAGAGGGUUCUCAUAUUCCAGGGAAGGAGGCUGCAUGUUUUUCUGUGUCCGGAGUGUACUUCAUCUGCCCUCUGACUGGGGAAACGUUAAAGAAGAGCGAGAGAGAGACGCGCGUCAAGGAGGCCAUUCUUCUGAGAUUCUCUGAGAAUCCAUUGGAGGCUUCUGUUAUGAUGAUUCACACUUUUAACAAGGACAGAGAGAAAGUGAAGGCUGCCAUCGAUAUCAUCAGCAAGUACAUUGAUAAUAUCUGUAAGAAUCCAACAGAAGAGAAGUACAGGAAGAUUAAAGUCAGCAACAAAGUUUUCCAGGAGAAGGUGAGUGUGAUCGAGGGGACUCGGGAGUUCUUGCAGGCUCUGGGGUUUGAGAGCACUAUGCUGCCGGUGGAAGGGCAAGAGGCCACAGAAGAGUUCUUGGUGUUGGCUGAGCAGGAUGCUGCAGCUUUGGAGCAGAUGAAGGAAAAGAAGGAGCAGCUACAGAACGGAGAACCCGUCCGAGCCAAGCUGAACCGUCAGCCACAAUCCUUCAGACCCUCACCACAUGCAACACGCUUCGAGCUGCCACCAGACUUUUACAACCUAACUGCAGAGGAGCUGAAACGAGAGCAGCAGCUUAAAAGCGAUUUAGUUGACAGAAAUGCCAUGCUGCGAACGAAGGCCAUGCGGGAAAAAGAUGAGCAAAGGGAGAGAAAGAAGUAUAACUAUGCCCUACUGAGAGUUCGGUUACCAGAUGGACAUAUACUCCAGGGGACAUUCUUGGCAAGGGACAAGGUUGCAGUGUUGUACCAGUUUGUGCGUGACUCCCUGGAGAACGGCUGGCAGCCCUUCGAGCUCAUGGCACCAGGAAGCCGGAAACUAAAGGAAGAUGAGGAAUUGGCACUAAAUGAAUGCAAUCUUGUCCCUGCAGCUCUGCUGACCUUCUCCUGGGACGCUGCGGUCCAAGCAGACAUUGUUGCGGCUGGAGGACAGAGCAGCUCUGUGCUGAAGCCAGAACUGUUAAAGAAUUUGCAGACCCUGAGCUGAACAACUCUGCUCACCCUGCCUGAGCCUCCUGUUCCCACUUCGCUGUUAUAGUGGUUGUCUUUUCUUACUGGAGUGCAGCCCACCCCCUGUUCGGUUACCAGAAUGUUGAUAGCGUUACAGGGUCAGAAACAUUCACAAGAUUCGUGUUUAGUCAGAAGAGCUAGCACGAACGAGCAAAAGGUUCAUCCUAUCCGACUGACCGUGACUGAAAAGGAUUUGUGAUGUUCACUGUUUGUUUGUCUUCAUAAUCGAGAAAAAUAAAUUUCUAUUGCACUGUAA
Molecule: messenger RNA, 1706 nt
Organism: Neoarius graeffei (lesser salmon catfish)
Lineage: Eukaryota; Metazoa; Chordata; Actinopteri; Siluriformes; Ariidae
Gene: ubxn6
Product: UBX domain protein 6
Exons: 12
Coding region: 183-1427 (414 amino acids)
Cellular component (GO): cytoplasm
Molecular function (GO): protein binding
Source: RefSeq, a predicted model, not a curated record